This is a messenger RNA of Cannabis sativa, 1355 nucleotides long. Its product is annotated as protein neprosin-like. Lineage: Eukaryota; Viridiplantae; Streptophyta; Magnoliopsida; Rosales; Cannabaceae. The record is from RefSeq and is a predicted model, not a curated record. Bases 61 to 1236 code for a protein of 391 amino acids. The transcript is spliced from 8 exons.
GAAACUCUCAUAUAUAUCAUAUUAAUCUAUUGCUGAUAAAAUCUUUCGACAUAGAUAGAUAUGGGUAUGAGGGGAUUUUUUAUGGUUUUUAUUAUGUUGUGUACACUUUUAUGUUAUUGCAAGUCUGAUGAACAACAAGUAGAAUUAUUAAGAGAUGAACUUCUGGAAAUAGAGAAUCAACUUGUGCGACUAAACAAGUCAUCAAUCAAGGCUAUUAAAACACAACAUGGAGAUAUUUAUGAUUGUGUUGAUUUUUACGAACAACCAGCAUUUGAUCAUCCAUUACUAAAGAACCACAAGUAUGAUUUUGGGAUGAGACCUUCUUCUCAUCCUUACAAAAUGGUUAGGAGAUACAAGCCUCCAAAGAAUGUGGAACAAGUAUCGAUAAAUAAUGGGUUAAAGGGUGAAAAAUGUCCAAUUGGAUUUGUUCCAAUAAGAAGAACUACUAAAGAAGAUCUUAUCAGAGCCAAACUAUUUACGAAGUCUUAUACUUCAAGUAUUAAUUCUCCUCCUACUUUUCAUCAUGCGCUUGUUUACACAUCUGAUCCAACUAAGAAAUACAAUGGAGCUGGAACAACUGCAAGCUAUUACACACUAUAUAAUGUUACUGGCUCACAAUAUACUUUUGGUCGAAUGAAGUUACAAAAUGAACAUGAUAUCAUUCAAGCUGGUUGGGGAGUAAAUCCUAGUCUAUAUGGAGAUGAUCAAACUCGAAUCUUGAUAUAUUUUCAGGCUGGUCAAAUAUCUUGUUUCAAUACAUUGUGUCCAGGAUUUGUUUUAGUUUAUCCUCAACCUAUGAUCGAAAUGACUUUCAACGAAACCCUUCCUGGCAAAUUACCUACAUGGGAAUUUGAUUUAAAUAUUUAUCGGGAUAACAUUACCGGAAAUUGGUGGCUUCAAUUUGGGACGGAUCUUGCUCAUGUUGGAUAUUGGCCAUCAAGCAUAUUUAGUGGUGGAUUGAAAGACUUGGCUACAUAUGUUGAUUGGGGAGGAGAAACUUACAGUCCACUUGGUCAAAUCGGUCCUCCAAUGGGUUCUGGUUUACUUCUAAAACAAGAUACUCGUUAUGAUGCAUAUUGCAGAGCAUUAACAACUAUAAAUGAGGCACACAUACAAGAAGAUGCUAAACACACACAUAUUUCAUCCAUCGAUAUUGACUUUUAUUUAGUUAAAGAUUGGGGAUUUAAAAGUGACUUUGGACAUCUCAUGACAUAUGGGGGCCCUGGUCCUAGAUGAUUUAUUUACAUUGUAAUACUAGUAAAAUAAAUUUUUCAUGAAAAAAAUAAAUAAAUGUAUUAUUAUUUGUGUUUUUGAUAGACUUUAUUACAUAUAAAUAUAAUGUUGGAUUGAAAGUC